ACUGACUUGAUUAAAAAAUAAAACUACCAAACUACAGUCAAUCACAAUAUCCUUGUACAGCCUCUACUAGAAGCACCCGUUCACGAGUAUGACGGAAUUCUAUUCAAAUAACCAAGAUAACACCUAGUUCAAUAAAACUAGUCACGCAAGCGAAGUCGCGGUUAACUAAUAAUGCUUGUUUUAGAGUAGGUUUCUAGUAUUACAAAAUACUUGAACAAUGAAUCGACCAUUGCGGGUUAUUUUAUUACUAGUGAUAAAGUAUGUGCAUUGUAGAUUGUGGCCAAAAGGCGUGGUACACUACGCGAUAAAUAAGAAAGAUUAUGAUAUACACUCUCAAGACGUGAUUAUAUCGACGUUCACACAGCUUCAAAAGGAAAUUUGUGUUAAAUUCUUCAACUCGCCCGCCAACUACACGGCCAGCGAGCAAGACAAGAUCCUCUAUGUAAAUAAUCCAUACAAAAGCAAGAACUGCCCCCCGAAGCACUACGACUACUCUAAAGCAAUCGUUGAAAUGCCAAUUGGCUACAAAUGCAUCGAUGAGAAGGAAAUUUCUAGAAUCGUAGUGGACAUGCUCAGAGCUAGCAUUGAGCCAAGCGAUUCACCGAUAAACAGCUACGACCUAAUUAAAAAGUUCCAAGAGAAGAAGGAAGACCAUACCCGCCUUUCCCUUCUGACGCCCGCAGACCGUAACUACAUUAACGCGCACUACCACUUCGAAUGUGGCGCCCUCUCUCAACGGCCAGGGUUAACAAGUCAGGAUUUUGGUGCAUCUUUGCAUCUGACCAGAGCUAAUCUUGAAUAUUACGAGAACAAAUUAUGGCCUCUGGGUAUAGUUAUGUACGGAAUUGAAGGGCAAUUAAGGAAUAAACCAAUGUUUGCAUUCCUCAAGCAUGCUAUGGCGUCUAUAGAACUGUCGACUUGCGUGCUUUUCCAAGAGGAUUCCUCUGAUGAUGUUCUGACUCCGAGGAAUCUGGUGUGGUUCGGCAGCGAAGGGGAGGACAUGCCGAACCUUGGCUUCAUGACAGGAAAUCAGACAGUCCGAUUGGAGUCAAUGUCGCAAGGUGCACCGGGCCACACCGCGCACGCUCUCAACAUGUUGACACGUGUCUUGGGCGUCCCCAUGAUGUCCAACCGCUUCGACAGAGACAAUUAUGUUGCUAUCAACUGGAAACGUGUCGAGAAGGGCAAGGAGCACUACUUAGAGAAGGCACCGAUGUCUGCCUGGCUGCAACAGAUCCCCUACGACUUCACAAGCGCCACCCACGCACCAGCAAACUACCUGUGUGGCAGCUGUACAGAGACCUCUCCCUAUACUGUGGAACCUGUCCAGGACCAUCUAUGGCAAAAGACUUUGUCUAUGGGUCACAGAACCGACCUUAGCGAUUCAGACAGGCACCUAAUCAACAUACUGUAUGGAAGAGAAUGCCAGAUAAGAUUUUUGUCUAAACAUUAAAAUAAAUUUGUUUUGCAAUCUCUGAAAAUGUA
Molecule: messenger RNA, 1485 nt
Organism: Galleria mellonella (greater wax moth)
Lineage: Eukaryota; Metazoa; Arthropoda; Insecta; Lepidoptera; Pyralidae
Exons: 9
Coding region: 218-1453 (411 amino acids)
Biological process (GO): proteolysis
Molecular function (GO): metalloendopeptidase activity; zinc ion binding
Source: RefSeq, a predicted model, not a curated record